CCGGGGGAGGGCGCCCGGGCGCCUGGGUGCAGAUGGGAAUCCCCGGGACCCGGAGCUGAGCGACCAGCGCGCGGCGGGGAGGGCGCGCCCGAGGAAGGCGAGCCUCGCUGUUCCUCCGGGAGCCCAACACCGUUCCCGCGCCGCCAGGAUGAUCCCUCCGAGCGGCGCCCGCGAGGACGGCGUGGACGGGCUGCCCAAGGAGGCGGCGAGCGCCGAGCAGCCGCCCUCUCCUGCAUCCACCGGCAGCCAGGAAUCCAAGCUCCAGAAACUAAAACGAUCACUUUCUUUCAAGACCAAGAGUUUACGGAGCAAAAGUGCUGACAACUUCUUCCAGCGAACCAACAGCGACGCGAAGUUGCAAGCAGACAUGCUGGCUGAGGUCAGCCCCAGCUCCAGCCCGCUCCCCACCUCCGGAAGCCUGACCUCCACACCCACCAGGACUGGCCUGCACCCAGGCAGCAGCGGCAAGGCCCAUGCCUUCCAGGAACACAUCUUCAAGAAGCCCACCUUCUGUGAUGUCUGCAACCACAUGAUCGUAGGAACAACUGCUAAGCAUGGACUGCGCUGCAAAGCCUGUAAGAUGAGCAUCCACCACAAGUGCAUGGAUGGCCUGGCACCCCAGCGGUGCAUGGGCAAACUGCCAAAAGGGUUUCGGCGUUACUACAGCUCCCCCUUGCUAAUUCAUGAACAGUUUGGAUGCAUUAAAGAAGUUAUGCCCAUUGCCUGUGGCAAUAAGGUGGACCCUGUCUACGAGACCCUCCGCUUCGGCACCUCCCUGGCCCAGAGAACAAAGAAAGGCAGCUCUGGCAGUGGCUCUGAUUCACCUCACAGAACCUCUACGUCAGAUCUGGUGGAGGUUCCUGAAGAAACAGAUGGGCCGGGAGGCGGGUACGACCUACGGAAACGCAGCAACAGCGUGUUUACGUAUCCAGAAAAUGGAACAGACGACUUCAGAGACCAAGCAAAGAACAUAAAUCACCAGGGAUCUCUUUCCAAAGACCCAUUACAAAUGAACACCUAUGUUGCCUUGUACAAAUUUGUACCACAAGAGAAUGAAGAUUUGGAAAUGAGCCCAGGAGACAUGAUUACUCUUUUAGAGGACUCCAAUGAAGACUGGUGGAAAGGGAAGAUUCAAGACAGGAUUGGUUUCUUUCCAGCCAACUUUGUUCAGAGAGUACAAGAAAAUGAGAAGAUUUUUAGAUGUGUUAGAACCUUCGUUGGAUGUAAAGAACAAGGGCAGAUAACAAUGAAAGAGAAUCAGAUCUGCGUGACUUCUGAAGAAGAACAAGACGGCUUUAUCAGGGUCCUCAGUGGAAAGAAGCAAGGCCUCGUGCCCCUGGACGUCCUACAGAACGUCUGAUUGCUGCCCUGCCCCCUUCGCAGCAGCCUCGCUCUGCCACAGCGCCUCAUCUCACAGUGUUGGCCCAGAGGGCUGCCCGCUGCCCGGGCCGCCGGGGGGAGCAGGGAGACAGAACUCGGGAGCUGAGACUGCAGGGCAGCCGCCAACUGGAGGGCCCGCCACUCAGCACACCCAGCUGCCCCGGGGUGGGGAUGAGGCUGACAGUCAGCUGAGGGAACCGAGCACUGUACCUGGCCCCCGACUCAACUCUCUUCCCUGCCACCUGGUCCAAGUUACCCCACUGGAAUGUGCUCCAGCUGGCGGUGUGACCCCAGUGUGAGGCUCAGAUCCACAUGGCCACGUGUGGGUCUGGUUCCAAAUCUUUGUCCCCAGUGCUGACAAACCAGCAUCAUCACGUCUGAGAUUCCCAGUCUCUCUGCAGAGCACGGGGUAGGGGUGCCUACUUCCUAGUCCCCAAUACACCAGGACUCCCCAAAAGCCCUCCUCACUUGGGGACUGUGCUGUCUGUCCUGGCCCCCGAGAAAGGCCAGCAAGUGUGUGUUAGAUUCGAGGGCUACAUCAGUGUGGCGCCCACUGCAAAGACCUACUCUGCCCAAAGAUUGCUGACAAGGCAGUCCCUCCUGCUAUACUAGUCACCAACAGAGGUGACAGAACAGGCCGAGAUACAAAGGGCAAAGCUGGGUAGGGUGAGGUAGAGAGCUCUGAUUUACUGAAGAUCAUGCAGCCCUUUCCAUUAUGAAGUCCUGUCCCCAAGGAGAUAGAGCUGGGGAAGAGAAUGUGACCACAAGGCGCAGUGAUGUGCUUCAUUUUCAUUUCACAUCCUCUAAAUUGGGGGGGCAGCCUUUUUCCCAUACCAUAUCUUGUAGGACCCUUUUGGAGGUUGAUACCACCUUGCAGGUAACCAACAACUGCAUCUUAGGAAAAAUGUAGCCAAAUUGGAAUCCAUUCUUCUUUAGUGCAGUCUGUUAAACCCAGCAGAUAUAAAAUGGAAGAGAAUCCUUAAUGCUUCAUCCCUCUGAAAGGAGAGGAACUCGGGGUCUGUUUAGCAACUAGAGAGGUCUCUAUACUCUGUACAUGUACUAAUGUUUACAAGAAUGCAAUAUACUGUGAUGCCUUCCUCUGCAAGACGCCUCCUAGCAUUCAAACGUGCAUCCUCUUAGUCAUUAAUAUGGUUCAAUGUCAAUUCACAAUGACCUUGGAAUCAAUGCCAGUUUGAUUUGUUUUCAUACAGAGCAAUAAAAUCAUUAGAACAAUUGGUUUUUAAAAGAAUUAAGUGGCUGCAUCCUGUGCAUGUAAGCAUUAUUUCCCAAACCAAAGUAUUAGUCUCCAUUUAUUUCUUUUGCUACUGCUCAGCCUGAAGUUGGGAGCAGAGAUGGGAUGGUUGCUGGUUCACAAUAGUUUGGAUGCCUUACUCUCAUUUUAAUGCCAGCAUCCAGAAGUUCAAUGUGCAUAACUGAGUGUACAGAGUCAAGAUGAAUUCUUUGAGCACCAAGGUGGAUGAUAUGACUGCCGUCUGUAUAAUGGAAUGCUGGAGUACAAAU
Talpa occidentalis (Iberian mole) is the source of this 2901-nucleotide messenger RNA. RefSeq names its product SH3 and cysteine rich domain (gene STAC). Gene Ontology annotation, cellular component: extrinsic component of cytoplasmic side of plasma membrane. The transcript has 11 exons. The record is from RefSeq and is a predicted model, not a curated record. NCBI's taxonomy places the organism in Eukaryota, Metazoa, Chordata, Mammalia, Eulipotyphla, Talpidae. Bases 149 to 1360 code for a protein of 403 amino acids. Gene Ontology annotation, biological process: skeletal muscle contraction; positive regulation of protein localization to plasma membrane; positive regulation of voltage-gated calcium channel activity. Gene Ontology annotation, molecular function: transmembrane transporter binding.